This is a messenger RNA of Pieris macdunnoughi, 600 nucleotides long. The record is from the annotation of a GenBank genome assembly. Lineage: Eukaryota; Metazoa; Arthropoda; Insecta; Lepidoptera; Pieridae.
AUGUUAGGAUUACAAAAAAAGUUACCGACUUUGAUUACGCGACAAAAUAUCCACAAAACUCCCAUACGAACAUUUUGGGAAUAUGUGAACAUGAUGUUUAAUAAGCCUGAUCUAGAGCGCAUCAAAACAUUAGGUCCUGAUCGUGCUUGCGCCGAAUGGGUUCUACGAAAUGGUGGCAAAGUUAUAUGGGCAGAUGGUAAAAAGUUGGCAGAUUACAAUUCUCUCCCACCUGAAACAGAGUUUGAUUCCAAAGUUGCAGUCAUUGAUGGGUCUGAAUCCUCUAUAUCACAUUAUGGCUUUGCCCAUUUAAGUGGAUGUACACAGCUAUGGAAAAUUAUCCUUCAUAAUAAUAAAUAUAUUGAUGAUAGAGCCAUGCAAGCAUUGGAACAUGGAAAAAAUACUUUAACCAAUGUCCAAGUAUCACAGUGCAUUAAUGUGACAGAUGUUGGUUUAAAAGAACUGAGUAUUAUGACAAAUCUGCAGACAUUAAUCCUGUUUAAUUUGACUAGUGUUGACAAUAUAGAAGAAUGUAUUAAACAAUUACACCUUAGUUUACCUAAGUGUAAAAUAAUAGAUGCUGAGGAGGAAUUAAAGAACUAA